This is a messenger RNA of Pygocentrus nattereri (red-bellied piranha), 911 nucleotides long. RefSeq names its product trypsin-3-like. The record is from RefSeq and is a predicted model, not a curated record. NCBI's taxonomy places the organism in Eukaryota, Metazoa, Chordata, Actinopteri, Characiformes, Serrasalmidae. Gene Ontology annotation, molecular function: serine-type endopeptidase activity. Gene Ontology annotation, biological process: proteolysis.
AUGAAGUGCAUCAUUUUACUGGCCAUCUUUGCUGCGGCAUUUGCUGCCCCCUUUGACGAUGAUGAUGAUGAUAAGAUCGUUGGAGGGUACGUGUGCCCUAAGAACAGAGUGCCCUACCAGGUAUCUCUGUAUUCUGGGUAUCACUUUUGCGGAGGUUCUCUGAUCACCAGCUUGUGGGUGGUCUCAGCUGCCCAUUGCUACAAAUCGUCUAUCCAGGUGCGUCUGGGUGAGCACAACAUUGAUGUCAAUGAAGGCACUGAGCAAUUCAUCUCUUCCUCCAAGGUCAUCAGGCACCCCAAUUACGACAGCAACACCCUCAACAAUGACAUCAUGCUUAUUAAGCUGAAAUCAGCUGCCACCAUCAACAGCUAUGUGCGCACCGUGCCCUUGCCCAGCACCUGUGCCCCUGCUGGUAUCUGGUGCCUGAUCUCCGGAUGGGGAAACACUCUCAGCAGUGGCACAAACUACCCCUCCACUCUGAGAUGCCUGGGCCCUAUCCUGAGUGACACCGUUUGCAGAAACUCCUACCCUGGUGAGAUCACCUCCAACAUGUUUUGUGCUGGCUUCGUAGAGGGCGGAAAAGACUCCUGUCAGGGAGAUUCUGGUGGCCCAGUCGUGUGCAAAGGUCAGCUGCAGGGUAUUGUGUCCUGGGGUUAUGGCUGUGCCCAGAAGAACAGGCCUGGUGUCUACACCAAAGUCUGCAACUUCAAUUCCUGGAUCAUCAGCACCGUAAAAAACAAUUAGAUCUUUCAUCUCAUGAUUGGUUGAAAAGUGACUACUGCUGUAGCCUAGUUGGUUUUUGGUAGUUAGCUAGUUAGUUUAGCAGGUCUAGCAGAUUUAAUUACUUAUAAAAGAACUUCUACAUCUAAAAGAAAGUGGUUCUGAGUGACUGGGCCUGGGCAAUAAUCUGA